This is a messenger RNA of Vicia faba (fava bean), 771 nucleotides long. The record is from the annotation of a GenBank genome assembly. NCBI's taxonomy places the organism in Eukaryota, Viridiplantae, Streptophyta, Magnoliopsida, Fabales, Fabaceae.
AUGGUGGCCGACAAGAGCAAGAAGCUUAAGGUUUCUGAAAAGGGCGAGAACGCCGAGGAAAUCGACGGAGAACUUGUCCUCUCCAUUGAAAAGUUACAGGAAAUGCAAGAUGAGCUCGAAAAGAUCAAUGAGGAGGCUAGUGAUAAAGUUCUGGAAAUAGAGCAGAAGUAUAAUGAGAUAAGGAAGCCGCUGUAUGAUCAGCGCAAUGAUCUUAUCAAGUCUAUUCCUGAUUUCUGGUUGACUGCUUUUUUGAGCCAUCCUGCUCUUGGCGAACUUUUGAAUGAGGAAGAUCAGAAGAUAUUUAAGCAUUUAAGUUCUCUUGAGGUUGAAGAUCAUAAAGAUGUCAAAUCAGGCUAUUCAAUCACCUUUAACUUUAAUCCUAAUCCAUAUUUUGAGGAUACAAAGCUUGUAAAGACUUUUACCUUCCUUGAAGAAGGAACAACAAAGGUUACUGCUACUCCCAUUAAAUGGAAAGAGGGCAAGGACAUUCCAAAUGGAGUUAGUCAAGAGAAGAAAGGAAACAAGCGAGCUGCUUCUGAUAUCAGUUUCUUUACCUGGUUUAGUGACACCGAUGGGAAAGAAGAUUUGGAUGAGCUCGUUAAUGAUGAGGUUGCAGAACUAAUCAAGGAUGAUUUAUGGCCAAAUCCACUUAAUUAUUUCAACAGCGAGGACCCUGAUGAAGCAGAGGAGGAUGAUGAUGAAGCUGGUGAUGCGGGAAAGGAUGACGACUCUGAAGACGAUGAUGAUGAUGACGACGAUGAGGAUGAAUAA